AUGAUCAGCAAUGCAAAUUCUUUGCUUAAUCGAUUAGAUAUAUCUUUAGAUUAUAUCAUAUCCCUACUUUCUAUUGGAUUGGAAAUUUAUUUACAAUAAAAAUUGGAUACAUUAUAAUAUUUUAGUUUCUGUUUAUUGGCCUUAGCUGGAAUAGCAAAGUUUGUGGAAAAAAAGAAAAUUUUUGGGAUUAAGUAAGGUAUGAAAAUUGGAUUUAUCAUGAUUUAGAUUACACAGCAAUAUUCUUUUGGUGUCUUGCACUAGUGAGGGUUGUGUUUAUAAAAAAUAUUAAGAAAGAUUAAGCAAUAUUUUGGCUUUAUAAUCUAGGUUUUAGUAAUGGAUAGUAUGUGAGUAUUACUCCAACUAAAUUUAUAAACAAUGUAACAUAAUUAAUAAAAGCAUUUGUAUAAUUCGGAUUGCUAGUUGGUCUUUUUAUUUAUUAUUUUUAAGAGUAAUUAGUAUCAAGUAUUUUACUCAUUAUGAUAAUGCUAUUUAUUUAAUAUCAAAAUUAUCGUUACAAUAUUAAGUUAUUAGAACUGAACAAAGAUGAAUUGUAUUAUUAGAGUAAUACUAAUUUAAAUGGAUCUCUGAACAAAUUUAUUUCUAAAAAUAAAGAGCAAUCAAAAUCAAAAGCAUAACUUCCAGAAUUAGGAUCAUUAAGUAGACAGGAAGCAUCUAUGCAUCUGAUACCUGAACAAGUGAACAUUUAAGCACCAACUUAGAAAAUUGUUUGGUAGUAACUUAUAGAAUAGAGUGAAGAUUACAUUAGUAAAUUUUAUUACACCAUGAAUAAUUUAGAAAAUAACAUAAAUUAAGCAUAAAAUAAUUAUUCAAUGUGCAAAUUUCUAUAAGACAACAAAAUCUAAUUAUCUUCUUUGUUUAAGGAAAUAAAAAUAAGCAAUGAUUUAAAUGUUUAAUUAUACGAAUCAAAUAAUCUAGAUAAGAAAUAAGAUAGUCUUUUUGAAUGGAUACAAAUCAACGUUAAUACAUCAAAAUUUUAGGAUAUAAAUUAUCAAAGAGGAUUGGAUGAGAACUUAGCUAUAAGUUCUCAAAUUAAUUAAUAAUCUAUAGGGAAGAUGAUGGAUGCUUAUAUUGAGAAAUCCAUAUCUGGCAUAUCUGCUAUUUAAUUAAUUUAGGGUUCUCUUGAAGUAUCAAAUUUAAAAAAUAGAAAAGUUUUUUAUGGGAAAUAUAAUUGCAGGAAAUAGAAUUAUAAUUUUUACAUAUAAAUUUGUUUUUUUGAAGAAGUAUUUAUAGUAUUUAUAAAAGGAAGUAGAUGGUGUUUAACGUUAAGUGAUGGCUCUUCUUUUUAGAGAUUUGGAAAAGUAAGUUCGAUAAAUUAGAACAAAUUUGAAAAACAUUCAAAAAAUCAAUUCAACAAUAAAAUUUUUGAAAUUGCAAGCAGAUUUAAUUUAGAAAAUUCAUAAAAAUAUAAUUGUUCAAUAAAAAACGAUUACUGAGAUUUUAAAUCCCAAAUAAAAAAAUACUAAUGUUAUUAAGAGAACAAAUUCAAUUUGUUCAUAAAAAGACAGUGUUGAUGAUGCAUUAUCAGACAUUUCUGAGAAAGGUUAGAAAAAUUGUUAAAUAACUUAAUUCAUCAAUUAAUUAUAAUUUCAAUUUAUGAAAAUAACCCAAAACAAUUUUAAUUAUUUUGAAGUCUUCUCUUUAAAUGAAUACAUUUAGCUUGAAAAAAAGAAAGUUGAUAUAACUCAAACAAUUAAUUUGUUAAUUAAUUAAUUUAAUUAUGAUGAAAUAGUUAUUGGAUAGAAGAUUAAUAUUUCUUUGAAAGAUAAUUUAAAAAAUAAAUACAUAAUGACAGAUAUAAGGUAUAUUUAUUUAUAUUAUAUAUAGACGAUUGAAAUAAUUAUUGUUUAAUAUUAUUUACAAUUCAAUUAAAUCUUAUGAAUUCGAUCUUUAAAAUUCAAAGAUAGAAAAGAUAGUUUAAAUUGUUCUUAAAAAUUAUGAGGCAAAUAUUCGUUUUGAAAUAAUUGAUUAUGGAUGUGGAUUAAAAGAGGAGAGUGUAAAUCCUAAAAGGCUUGAUGAUUGUAAAUUAGGUUUAGCUGCAUCAUAGAAAUUGAUUAAAUUAUUAGGAGGCAAUGAUAAAUAAUUAAAAAUUAUUCGUUCUCAAUCGUUGAACUAAACAAAUGUAAUAUUUGAAUUACCAAAUUUUUUAUAUGUUGAUAAAGCAGAAAUAAUGGGAGAUGACUUUGAUUUUGAUACCAUUUAAUUAGUAUUUACUUCUUGA
Messenger RNA from Paramecium pentaurelia, 2239 nucleotides. NCBI's taxonomy places the organism in Eukaryota, Ciliophora, Oligohymenophorea, Peniculida, Parameciidae. The record is from the annotation of a GenBank genome assembly.